Zalophus californianus (California sea lion) is the source of this 4483-nucleotide messenger RNA. RefSeq names its product collagen beta(1-O)galactosyltransferase 1 (gene COLGALT1). The record is from RefSeq and is a predicted model, not a curated record. Gene Ontology annotation, molecular function: procollagen galactosyltransferase activity. The transcript is spliced from 12 exons. Lineage: Eukaryota; Metazoa; Chordata; Mammalia; Carnivora; Otariidae. Bases 1168 to 3042 code for a protein of 624 amino acids.
AGAUCCCUUUCCUCCACUCCCAUCCCUCACCCCCUUAGUCCAUCGUAUAACCAGUACAUUUUAGGCUGUGUUUCCAAAAUAUUCAGCUGAAAACUGAACUUGAGCAAACGACUGUUGUGGAAAAAAUCUGGAGAACAGAAGCAAAGGAGAGAAAUGAAAUUGGAACAAGACGAUGGACAAUGAGAAGGACGUGGAGGAGGAAGGGCAAGUAUCAGGUGACUCCGCUAGCCAAGCUGGGAGAUUUGGGGCUUUUGGGUCAAGCCCACUGCCCUGUCUUACUUCCUUAAGUUCACACCCUACUGUCCCUUGAGCACAAGGCCACACGACCUGGGCCCUGAAUUUUACUUAACAAUACUGAAUCUUUUCCUCCCGGUCACCAUAUGAACAAAUGUAUACCUGAGCAUCCUUCUUAAAACUUAAUUUUUAAGAAUGACACAAAAACAAUCAAUUCGAAAGUACAUUAGAGUAUUGGGAAACAAUCCCUGGUAGCAUUUCUAUGGAAACUCCCACCCUGCCCCCGGAGCGCGUGCUCAGCACUUGCAAGUAUCAUCUGGCUCCAUCUGACGCCAACCCUGCGGGGUCAGUAAAGACCCUAUUUUACAGAUGGACAAACUGAGGCUCACACUGGGAGCCCACGGUGGGGGCUGAAUUUGAAGCCAGGUCUGGGGACGCCAGGGACCCCGCGCUUAAUACCCACCAGCCCUUGGGUACAUCCCCGUGAAACCAGGUCCUAACUAGCCAGGUCCGCCCGGUGGUACAGACUCGGUCUUAUACAAAUGGAGGUGGUAUGGCGUAUCAGGCGAAGGUCCAGGCUGGGGCAGGUGUCAGGAGGCACGGGGUGUUCCGAGCUCUGACACCUUUACGGCACUGAGUCACGUGAAAUGGGAAAGCUAGGAGCGCUCUGUGCCUUUAAGGCGGGAGCGGGGGCGGGGCGUCGGGGCGGGCCAGCGGACUGACGUGACUGCUGGCGGGAGUUGCGUAAAGCAGCACAUCGUGCCUUUAAAGGCCCUCGGGAGGAGGGGUCCCGGAAGCGGGCCCAGACGGCUGAUUCACGCCAGGCACUCUCCUCCCCUUUAAGGCGCGCGGCAGGGCGGGGUCCGGUGGCAGGCUCAAGGCGCGGUCCGCGUCCGCCGGCAGAAAAGCGGCUUAAAGGCGACGCGUGGCGCGAUGGCGGCGGCCCCACGCGCGUGCAGGCGGCGCUGGCGGCCGCUCCCGGUGCUGCUGCUGCUGCUGCUGCUGCUGGCGCUGCCGCCCCCGGGGGGCCCGCCGGGCGCCGCCGCCUACUUCCCGGAGGAGCGCUGGAGCCCCGAGUCGCCGCUGCAGGCGCCCCGAGUCCUCAUCGCGCUGGUGGCGCGCAACGCGGCCCACGCGCUGCCCGCCACGCUGGGCGCGCUCGAGCGGCUGCGGCAUCCGCGGGAGCGCACGGCGCUGUGGGUAGCCACAGACCACAACUCAGACAACACAUCGGCUGUGCUGCGGGAAUGGCUGGUGGCUGUAAAGAGUUUGUACCACUCCGUGGAGUGGCGGCCAGCAGAAGAGCCCAGGUCCUACCCAGAUGAGGAGGGCCCCAAACACUGGUCUGACUCACGCUAUGAGCACGUCAUGAAGUUGCGCCAGGCAGCCUUGAAAUCUGCCCGGGACAUGUGGGCCGAUUACAUCCUGUUUGUGGAUGCAGACAACCUGAUCCUCAACCCGAACAUGCUAAGUCUCCUCAUCGCUGAGAAUAAGACGGUGGUGGCUCCCAUGCUGGAUUCGCGGGCCGCAUACUCCAACUUUUGGUGCGGGAUGACUUCCCAGGGCUACUACAAGCGCACGCCUGCCUACCUCCCCAUUCGCAAGCGGGACCGCCGGGGCUGCUUUGCCGUUCCCAUGGUGCACUCAACCUUCCUGAUCGACCUGCGGAAGGCAGCAUCCAGGAACUUGGCGUUCUACCCGCCUCACCCUGACUACACGUGGUCCUUCGACGACAUCAUUGUUUUUGCCUUCUCCUGCAAGCAAGCAGAGGUCCAGAUGUACGUCUGCAACAAGGAGGCCUACGGCUUCCUGCCUGUGCCGCUGAGGGCCCACAGCUCCCUGCAGGAUGAGGCCGAGAGCUUCCUGCACGUGCAACUGGAGGUCAUGGUGAAGCACCCACCAGCGGAGCCCUCCAGGUUCAUCUCAGUGCCCCCCAAGACACCUGACAAGAUGGGCUUCGACGAGGUCUUCAUGAUCAACCUGAAGCGGCGGCAGGACCGGCGGGAGCGCAUGCUGCGGGCCCUGCAGGCGCAGGAGAUCGAGUGCCGGCUGGUGGAGGCAGUGGACGGCAAAGCCAUGAACACCAGCCAGGUGGAGGCGCUGGGCAUCCAGAUGCUGCCCGGCUACCGGGACCCCUACCACGGGCGGCCCCUCACCAAGGGCGAGCUGGGCUGCUUCCUCAGCCACUAUAACAUCUGGAAGGAGGUUGUGGACCGUGGGCUGCAGAAGUCGCUUGUCUUCGAGGAUGACCUGCGCUUUGAGAUCUUCUUCAAGAGACGCCUGCUGAACCUCAUGCGGGACGUGGAGCGGGAGAGUCUGGACUGGGACCUCAUCUAUGUGGGCCGGAAGCGGAUGCAGGUGGAGCACCCGGAGAAGGCAGUGCCGCGCGUGAGGAACCUGGUGGAGGCCGAUUACUCCUACUGGACGCUGGCCUACGUGAUCUCCCUGCAGGGCGCCCGCAAGCUGCUGGCCGCCCAGCCGCUCUCCAAGAUGCUGCCUGUCGACGAGUUCCUGCCCGUCAUGUUUGACAAGCACCCAGUGUCCGAGUACAAGGCCCACUUCUCGCCCCGCAACCUGCGCGCCUUCUCCGUGGAGCCCCUGCUCGUCUACCCCACGCACUACACGGGGGACGAUGGGUACGUGAGCGACACGGAGACCUCAGUCGUGUGGAACAACGAGCACGUGAAGACCGACUGGGACCGCGCCAAGUCCCAGAAGAUGCGGGAGCAGCAGGCCCUGAGCCGCGAGGCCGAGAACUCGGACGUCCUGCAGUCGCCCCUGGACAGAGCGGCGCGCGACGAGCUCUGAGCGCCGGCGGCCAAACACCGAAGCCGGCCUCGUGGGCCCGGCACCACCCCGCAACCCCCCCUACCCGCGGACCCCCCGCAGGCCACGGAGGGCUCUCUCCCCGCGAGGGGCGUGCAGCAGGCUCUGGCUCGGCAAGCACGUGCACGCAGGCAGCUUUAACGCAGUGCCUACUGUAUGCCAGGAGAGGGGCUUGACGCCGGGGGAUCGGGGGAACCAGACCUCCUCGUUCGUGUCUUUGGGUGCCGAACCCUUGAAGUCCUCACCGGGUACCGGGCUCCCGUGUUUGGCAGCGGGUGAGGCAUAAUUAUCCCCUCCUCCGGUGACUGAUUCAGCCAUCAAGCUUGUUUUGAUUCCUACCCGCCCCCCCCCCCCCCCAAGAAUCAGCACUAGUGAUACACAGUCAUUGUUUUAAUUCAUUGAAAUAUUUAUUGAAUGCCUACUGUAUGUUGGCCACCAACCAUUCUGGGCUCUGAGAAUAUUGGGGUAAACAAGACACUUUCUUCAUUUCUCUGAACACCUAUCAAGCACCCACUAUGUGCCUGGUACUUGUGACACAAAGACAAGUCCUUAUUAACUCAGCAUUUAUUGAGUGCCUGCUGUGUGCUGGGAACUGAGCUUGGUGCUGGGGGUGAAGAUGAACCAGGUGCUUUUCACUCUUCGAUUGGCUUCUUCCUGACUCGUCUAGAGAGCGCCUAGUGUGGGCCAGGCAUUAGUGAUACCAAACGGUGUGGCAGUUGCUGGGUCAGCAUCGGAUCACCCACGUCUGUGCGGGGCCACGUGCCAAGGGCUGGGCCACCGAGAUGAACAAGAUGAGUCUUCUUUCUUCAUGCAGCAGGUGUUUAUCAAGCGCCUACUGUGUUCCAGACCUCGUGGACCCCCAGUGGGACUGGAGAAUGGUUGGCUGAGAGUUUGAUCCCCACCUGCCCCUCGGUCACCCAAGUUGUGCGCAAAGUCCCCCCACCACCCAGGAGGGAGGGUGGCUCUCCCCUCACCAGGGGCAGCUGCAGGUCCCAGCGACCACAUGGCCACAUGCAGGCUCCCCUGGACCCGGCCCCCCUGGCGGGGGCCAGGGAUAAAGACAGGGGCUGGGUCUCCUGUGCUCACCGUGCUCCUGUGUUGACCUGUCACCCCGUUUGCUUGACCUCCCGGGCCUGCAUCUCAGGCGUGGGCUCUGCCCGCUCUGUGGGGUUCCUACAUUCAAGCCUUUGGUAGGACCGUGUGUUUGGGGCCCUGUGUGGGCUCGGCUGCACCAGGGUACUGCCCAUGGCCUGGGCAGGUGCUCCCCGGCAUGGGCUGGAGGACUUGCUGUGCCUUCAGCCUGGAAUGAAUGUCAGAGCCAGCCAGCGGUGCUUUGCUCGCUUAGGGAUACCUGCUCACUGGGUCAGGUCCUGGAUAACUUGCUUAUUUUUUUAUUAAAUGUUCCUGGUUGGUUUUCACAUCA